GGAAUUUAUCCCAACUGUCCGUCAAUGGAGUGGUACUCAUGAAUGGACAGACAGUCAGUCAACCGACCAUUGCAUCCAUUUCCUCGUAUAUACAACAACACGAUUUGUUUCAACCAAUGUUUACAGUCAGGGAACACCUAUUAUUUCAUGCAUUAUUACGAAUGGAUAGCAAUUUGAGUAGAAAUGAGAGAAUCGAUUGCAUUCAACGAGUCAUUGAAAAGUUUAAUUUAGCGAAAUGUGCGGAAACACGGAUCGGAGACAACAAACAAUUGAAAGGCAUUUCCGGCGGAGAAAUGAAAAGACUGUCCUUUGCUUCAGAGGUUCUCACAAACCCUUCGCUAAUGUUUUGUGAUGAGCCGACCACUGGUUUGGACUCAUUUAUGGCCAAAAGUAUAGUACAAGUGCUGAAGACUAUGGCAUCGGAGGGACGGACUGUCAUCUGUACUAUACAUCAGCCCUCGUCUCCAGUCUUUCAACUCUUCGACAGUCUAUUACUUAUGGCCGACGGAAGGUUUAAUUUAGCGAAAUGUGCGGAAACACGGAUCGGAGACAACAAACAAUUGAAAGGCAUUUCCGGCGGAGAAAUGAAAAGACUGUCCUUUGCUUCAGAGGUUCUCACAAACCCUUCGCUAAUGUUUUGUGAUGAGCCGACCACUGGUUUGGACUCAUUUAUGGCCAAAAGUAUAGUACAAGUGCUGAAGACUAUGGCAUCGGAGGGACGGACUGUCAUCUGUACUAUACAU
Molecule: messenger RNA, 743 nt
Organism: Oppiella nova
Lineage: Eukaryota; Metazoa; Arthropoda; Arachnida; Sarcoptiformes; Oppiidae
Source: the annotation of a GenBank genome assembly